AUAUUGUCCCAUAGUGUCCAGGGAUGUACAGGUCAGGGUGGAUUGGCCAUGGGAAAUUGUCCCAUAGUGUCCAGGGAUGUGCAGGUUAGGGUGGAUUGGCCGUGGGAAAUUGUCCCAUAGUGUCCCGGGAUGUGCAGGUUAGGGUGGGUCGGCCAUGAGAAAUUACCCACAGUGUUAGGUAAGGGGUAAAUGUAGGGGUAUGGGUGGGUUGCGCUUCGGCAGGUCAGUGUGGACUUGUUGGGCUGAAGGGCCUGUUUCCACACUGUAAGUAAUCUAAUCUAAUCUCCCAUUGCUCUCUGAGCUGUGGUUCGUUCCUGGUUUCGGUUCUGCCGCGGGAUCCCAUUUCCUGAGUCUGAUGAAACACUCACAAGACAACACCCAGAGAGACAGAACGAGACAGACGGGCACACGGAGAGGGACUCUCUGUCACAAACAGAUCUCAGCUUCUCACUGAAACAAUGGCAGGGAUCAGGAAGGUGAUGUGGCUGUUGGUGAUUCCUUGUCACGUCUUCAGCCGGACGUCCUCACCCUCUGGGAAUUGUACCGGUCUCUCGGAGAUAACGUUCGAGGAGUUACUCCUGGCUGUGAGUCAAUCCAAGCAGGUCAGUGCUCUGAGCAUGAGGAUCGCGGAUUUGGAAAAAAAGCUGGGCGAUCUCCAGAAAUAUGUUCCGAGGGUGAUCUUCAGUGCCUAUGUUUCUGAUCGGAGGGACCCCGAGGUACAGAAACCCAUCCUCUAUGACCAGGUGACGGUGAACCAGGGUCAGGGGUAUGACCCAGCGACCGGGACGUUCUCUGCCCCUGUGACCGGCAUAUACCAGUUCACCUACUCCCUGCUGGGCAAGACCGACUCACUGGACACAGCGAUACACCUCGUGGUCAAUCAGGAACGGGUGAAUUACAUCCACAGCGUCCUGAAAGCAGACCAGGCACAGACAGCAUCUGUCACAGUCAUCCUCUCCCUCAACGUGGGAGACAGAGUCUGGGUCACUCUGGAGCAGGGAGGGGUCUGGACUGAACAGAGGGCCAUCAGCUUCCAGGGACUGCUGCUCUCAGCUGUGUAGGAACAUCGGAAUACCGCCGCGAGCAGUCCAACAUCCGCCAACAUUCCUGCUCCCUUUAAUACCCACCCAGUCUAACCCCACUCUCCCCCCUCACUCCCCGCUCCCUUUAAUAUCCCACCCAGUCUAAUCCCACUCUCCCCCCUCACUCCCCGCUCCCUUUAAUAUCCCACCCAGUCUAAUCCCACUCUCCCCUCUGUCCUCUCUCUCUGUGGCCCUGGGUGCUUUGAUUUCAUUUCUGAAUGACCACUUUUAUUUUUAUUGCUAACAUCGUGUCUGUUCUGUAACUGAUGUGAUUUUGAUCUUAAUGAAAACCUGUAGAAGGCAA
Hemiscyllium ocellatum (epaulette shark) is the source of this 1386-nucleotide messenger RNA. Its product is annotated as complement C1q tumor necrosis factor-related protein 3-like. NCBI's taxonomy places the organism in Eukaryota, Metazoa, Chordata, Chondrichthyes, Orectolobiformes, Hemiscylliidae. Gene Ontology annotation, molecular function: protein binding. The transcript has 4 exons. The coding region runs from base 459 to 1061 and encodes 200 amino acids. The record is from RefSeq and is a predicted model, not a curated record.